Lampris incognitus (smalleye Pacific opah) is the source of this 4753-nucleotide messenger RNA. Its product is annotated as ankyrin repeat domain-containing protein 13C-like. NCBI's taxonomy places the organism in Eukaryota, Metazoa, Chordata, Actinopteri, Lampriformes, Lampridae. Gene Ontology annotation, molecular function: protein binding. The record is from RefSeq and is a predicted model, not a curated record. Gene Ontology annotation, cellular component: cytoplasm.
AGGGACAGUUUCUAUAACAAGAGGGGGAAAAAAACCCAUAAUUUUGUGUUUAUUAAAGACCCAGGUGUAUUUUUUUUGGCCACUUCGUCCGUCGUGUUGAUGUUUUUGUUCAUUCGGUGGAGGAUUUGGUGAUUUUUCAUGCGGUGCGAUUCGCAGAUUUUGCGUGAAUCAACCGCUGGCAUUCCUGCCAGAGAAUUACAUCUGUUCGCCCGGAGGGUCAUCGUCCACACCGGCCCCCUCCCGUUCCUCUGUCCGCCGUGUGGAAAAUGACCGGAGAGAAGAUCCGCUCCCUGCGAAAGGACCAUAAACCCAACAAGGAGGAGGACUUACUCGAACCGGACGAGGAGGCUGCCACCGGUACCUUCACCGCAACCAAGACCAACAACAAGAGAAGUAAAAUCUUCAGCAGUCACAAGUUGAUCAAAUCCCCGUCGUCGCAGCAUCAGAACCAGCAGUCUCAGCUAAAUGCAAACAGCAACACGCUGUCCACGACGGAGGUUGUCGACGACAACAAUAAGAACCCGGUCAUCCGAACCGACCAGGACUUCCCGUUACAUGAAUGUGUUUUUAAAGGAGACGUCCGGCGGCUGUCCUCCCUCAUCCGGACGCAGAACAUCGCACAGAAAGAUGUCCAUGGAAACACACCCUUGCAUCUAGCAGUAAUGAUGGGGCACAAAGAGUGUGCCCACUUGCUGCUGGCCCACAAUGCACCAGUGAAGGUGAAGAAUGCUCAGGGAUGGAGUCCGCUUGCCGAGGCCAUCAGCUAUGGAGACCGACAGAUGAUCACAGCUCUACUGAGGAAGCUGAAGCAGCAGUCGGAGAGUGUGGAGGACAAGCGGCCAAAGCUGUUGAAAGCCCUUAAGGAGCUGGGUGACUUUUAUUUGGAGCUUCACUGGGACUUCCAGAGCUGGGUGCCUCUCCUCUCCAGAAUCCUGCCUUCAGAUGCCUGUAAGAUCUACAAGCAGGGCAUCAACAUCAGACUAGACACCACACUGAUAGACUUCACGGAUAUGAAGUGCCAGCGUGGCGACCUCAGCUUCAUCUUCAAUGGAGACGCCGUUCCCACCGAGUCCUUCGUGGUCCUGGACAACGAGCAGAAAGUCUACCAGCGGAUUCACCACGAGGAGUCUGAGAUGGAGACGGAGGAAGAGGUUGACAUCUUAAUGAGCAGCGACGUCUACUCCGCUACUCUCUCCACCAAAUCCAUCACCUUCUCCAGAGCACAGACCGGCUGGUUAUUCAGAGAGGACAAGACGGAGCGCGUGGGUAACUUCCUGGCUGAUUUCUACUCGGUGAACGGCCUUGUGCUGGAGUCCCGGAAACGCCGCGAGCACCUGAGCGAGGAGGACAUCCUGCGGAACAAAGCCAUCAUGGAGAGCCUGAGCAAAGGCGGCAACCUCAUCGAGCAGAACUUUGAGCCGGUGAGGAGGCAGUCGCUGACCCCGCCAUCCCCGAACACCAUCAGCUGGGAGGAAUACAUCUCUGCCGACAAUGGAAGAGCUCCUCAUCUAGGGAGAGAACUGGUGUGCAAAGAGAGCAAGAAAAACUUCAAAGCCACAGUAGCCAUGAGUCAAGACUUCCCUCUGGGCAUUGAAUCGUUAUUAAAUGUUCUGGAGGUGAUCGCACCUUUCAAGCACUUUAACAAACUCAGGGAGUUCGUUCAGAUGAAGCUCCCCCCCGGCUUCCCUGUCAAACUCGACAUCCCUGUAUUCCCUACAAUCACCGCCACCGUGACCUUUCAGGAAUUCCGCUACGAUGAGUUCGACGAGUCCAUUUUCACCAUUCCCAUUGAAUACAAGGAGGACCCCAGCCGGUUCCCCGACCUUUAACCUGCCAGGCUGGACAUCUGGAAAGAAGCCCGUGUAGAGCUCAGCGACACUAUGCUCCAAAACACCUCCAAAGUAAUAACGAUAAAAAUGAUCACAAAUACUCUAGGGAGUACUCCCAUCUCUUAAUGGCCUUCACAGGGAGGUCAGAGGUCAGGUUCAGCUACAGAACAAAUGCCCCGGGCAUCGCUUCAGGACACCAGAAGGGCCUGUCGCCCUCCACACCCGAGUUUAAACCGUCUCGGGGACCUGACCGGCAUUAAUGCCGAUGAUGUCCGACCGGGGCAGGAAGUCAGACAGGUUUUGUUCCGUGAAGGUGAUUUUGGAGCAUAGUUCAUAGUCCAUUCUACGUUUUAUCUCACUUUGGAUCGGACUCCGCCGAUGAGUAAGUUACGCAAAGCAACGUUCAUCGGCUGUCCUGGAGGGGCCGGACAUCUCACCCAUGGAAGGGCAUUGAAGUUAAACCGAGAUUUUUUUUUUGUUUGUUUGAGGUUUUUACAGAGGAAAGAUGAGUUCAGUUGAUGCUAAUGUGUGUAAGUAUAUAUGUACGUAAUGUUUAAAGGGAUUGUGUUUAACUGACCUGUAGUAAAACACUGAAGUUGCGUGUUUGGAAUGUUAAGGAUGCAGCAACACAUUUUAAUUUUUAGGGGUUACUCAUCAAAAGUUUUUGUUUUCCUGUUUUCAGUGACUAUGGAAGUCUGGCCAAGAUGGUUGAAGCAAAAAUUUUCAUACCAACGUUCCAAUACGUUUAUUUUACACACCGAGAAGACGUGAAACAAAAUUCGGGAAAUGUAGGGGAAUUUGAGUUUGUCUCGCAGAAUACUAUUACUAGUCUGCAAAUAGUAUAAAAAAUACUAUUGUUAAAGAUUUCCACUUUGAAUUGACAAGUGUUAAAAUGCUGGGUUUUUUGGAGGGGGGGGGGUCUUUUUCUACAUCUAUUUGGGGAUUGUAGUUUAUGUCACUGAAGUUUUACACUCUUUUCCUCUCACUGCAGUUCAUCUUUGAAUAAUUUUGCAAACCCGGUGUUUCAGUGAGCCGUCCUCUGGCUGAUGCUUUCAGAUGCAUUUAAUUCCAUUUGACACAAAACAAAAAGCUUCAAAUCUGAAGGAAACCCAAGAAACCGGUCCGUUCUGGUUCACCGGCAUUCCUUUCACCUUUCUUAUUCUACAAUCCAACAACAAAAAAAUAAAAAUAGAUUUACAUGACAACAUACUUUAUUUUUCCUGAGAAUGAUCUGUAGGGAAUGAACGAGCGAUGUGGACGUUUAAUCUUGAUGCCAUUUUCAUGUAAUGUAAAACCAGGCCUUUCCUCCUGCGCACUGUGUAAAUAUGAUUGUUUCAUGAGUUUCUAUUGCUUUCAUUUAAUUUCUCCUUUCCUGUUUUCUUUGGGAUGACGGGAUUAAGAUUUGCUUUGCAAGUGUGUUGUGGAUUUUUUUUAUGUGAGGUGAUAUGCAAGUUCAUUCAAGAGGGUUCUGGUUUGUACCAAGGUGGAAUUUCUUAUUUUUGUAUAGACUUUUGUGCUGGUUUAAAAAAAGUCUAAAACAUUUUGUUUUCUUUCACUUCAUCCUGUUAAUCUCAUCCACCUUCAACCGUUUGGGGGCCACCAAUGUUUUCUUUCCACAGGAAAGCACAAGACUUUAACAGGUAGAAUGAGUAAGAUUUUCCUAAAAAUCAACGUAUAGACUCGUACAGAAAUAACCCCUCUCAAUCGUCACUUAUGACCCACACUAGGCGUGUGUGGUGGUGCCUGUAUCGGCAGAGACCCUGUCCUCUACCUGUGUUUUCUUAUUUUGCUGUGCGCGGGACGUUUCUGGGCGGCACAGUGGCGCUGUGGUUAGCGCGGUUGCCUCACAGCAAGAAGGUCCUGGGUUCGAGCCCCAGGGUAGUCCAAACUUUGGGGUCAUCUCGGGUUGUCCUCUGUGUGGAGUUUGCAUGUUUGCCUCGUGUCUGCGUGGGUUUCCUCCCACAGUCCAAAGACAUGUAGGUCAGGUGAGUCGGCCAUACUAAAUUGUCCCUAAGUGUGAACAUGUCUGCCGUUUGGACUGGUGGCCUGUCCAGGGUGUCUCCCCGCCUGCUGCCCAAUGACUGCUGGGAUAGGCUCCAGCAUCCCCGUGACCCUGAGAGCUGGAUAAGCGGUUUGGAUAAUGGAUGGAUGGGAUGUUUCUGGGCAUUAACCUCUGGGCCGCGGGACUCUAUAAAAACGUAGCGACCAGGUGCCAGAUCGAAAUCGUAAGCACACAUCCAAGAGGAAGCUACGACAAUGGCGGACACAGCACCGAAAAUACGCAAAUAUAGCGAGGUGAAACAGCAAGCGCACAAAGCUCGUUCCAAAACAAGAGUGAAUCUGGGGUCGGCUUUCACCCGCUGGCGAGCACUGAAGGAGAGGAUGGGGAUGAAGAGCCACGCGGAGUUGGCCUGCACACUGGGAUGUGUUCUGGACACUGCAGUCAGGGGGCGUGUCCUUCUGGUGACGUUCAGUCGAGGGGAGGGGCCAACCGACAAAUCCUACUCGUUCUACCUUUAAGGUCCCUCAUUCUGUAGAUUACAGAACUAAUUCGGAACAUAUCUUCAUUGAGUUGGUUAGCGGGACAUUUUUUUUUAGAUAAAAACUGUUAGAUGUCAAUCUGAAACCCAGUAUUCUGUACAAUGUUGUGCUUGGUUCAAUUCAUUCCUAACUUGCGGUUCAGUAUUGAAGGUGAAAAUAUUGCAGAUAUAGUUAAGCUUUUAACAAUGUUAAUUAGCAAAGCACAUUUCUUUCUCCACUUCACAUUUCCAUUCUUCACUACCUGAUGUGUGCUUCUUCCUAAAGCUUCAGUGGCUCAAAUCAUUGUUUUAUGUAUUCUCACUUCGACGUCUUGUCUGUUGUACAGCAAGACCACUUGUACAAGCCUGCCACACUAUUUUCAUAUAAAAUAUACUAAAAAUAAA